Molecule: messenger RNA, 978 nt
Organism: Westerdykella ornata
Lineage: Eukaryota; Fungi; Ascomycota; Dothideomycetes; Pleosporales; Sporormiaceae
Exons: 4
Biological process (GO): coenzyme A catabolic process
Molecular function (GO): acetyl-CoA hydrolase activity; coenzyme A diphosphatase activity
Source: RefSeq, a predicted model, not a curated record
CAAGCCCUCGCCCGCCUGCGCGCAUACAAACCACCACCCACACAAUGGUAUAACUGCCCGCUCUCCCGGCGCGCCGCCGUCCUCAUCCUCCUCUUCCCGGACCGCCACGGCGAACUCAAAGUCGUCCUCACCAUGCGCGCGAGCACGCUCCGAAGCUACGCAGGACAAGCCGCAUUACCAGGAGGCAAAGCCGACUCCCUCACCGAAACCCCCUUCACCAUCGCCCGCCGCGAAGCCUACGAAGAAAUCGGCCUCCCACAGGACGACGACACCCUCCCGCCGGGCUUCCUCAUCGAGCACCUCUGCGAAAUGCCCACCAACAUGGCGAGAACCGAGCUGGGCGUGCGCCCCUGCGUCGCCUUCCUGGGCCCCUCGACUUCCUACUCCAACAGUGAAAAUGGAAAUGGAAACAGUACAGCAGCAGCAGUGGAGGAGAAAAUGAUCCCUAGGCUCGAUCCAAAGGAAGUCGCUGCCGUCUUCACGGCCCCGUUCCACAAUUUCCUUAAGAAGAACUGGGAGUCGCGGGGGCCGGGGCCGUUGACGAAGAGCGGUGCGAGGCACAGCUGGUAUCGCGGGUCGUGGCAGGAUUGGCAUGAGAGUCGGUGGCGGAUGCAUAAUUUCUACAUCCCUCGGCCGGGUGUUCAAGAAGACGCGCGCAAGACGACCCCCAAUUCCUCCACUCCCCAACAAGUGGAUUCCACAACAUCCAGACAUCACAUUCCCGAAGGCGACGACCCUUCCCCAUCCCCACUCCCCUUCGACUCCCUCACCACGUUCCGCGUCUUCGGCAUGACUGCGCGCAUCCUCGUUGACGCGGCGCGGGUCGCCUACGGCGAGGAACCCGAGUUCGAACAUAACAGCCAUUUCGGCGACGAGGAGCUGAUCCGGCGACUCAUUCAGAUGGGGCGGUUUAGUGAGAAGAGGGUUAAAGGGGAGGAGUUGACGGCCGAGGUGCUGAGGCAGGCGGCGAAGAUGUAG